Necator americanus (New World hookworm) is the source of this 255-nucleotide messenger RNA. RefSeq lists its product as uncharacterized. The transcript is spliced from 3 exons. Lineage: Eukaryota; Metazoa; Nematoda; Chromadorea; Rhabditida; Ancylostomatidae. The coding region runs from base 1 to 255 and encodes 84 amino acids. The record is from RefSeq and is a predicted model, not a curated record.
AUGGUGGUGGUUGCGAACGUGGACGAGUUGAAACGAUUGGCGGAUGCAUCGCAGACAGUGAGAGUUCGGCAACUCGUCCCGCGCUCAGACAGAGACGCAGCGUGGCAUGGUGGUAGGCACGUUUCGGUCGUUGUAGGACAGAUUAGCUCAAUACGCGGAACAAUAUUCUCACUAAUCGAUCGCGUCUCGUGUGUCAAAGACUACACGGUUAUCGCCAAGAAAAUUGUUUGGAUAGAUGAUCGUGACACAGCUUAG